CAGAUUCAGAGCAUAGUUGAUGAUAUCCUCCGCAUCUGCGCCGAGGCAGAUUCUCCAUGGCGUCUUUCGAUUAUCCUCCGGGAUCUCUGGACGGUAGUAAUUCAACUAGCCCACCAAUUGUAUCCAGACCGUCCAAACCAGAGCACUAUGAUAGAGUCUGUCAAGACACUUCGUGGGCGGGCUGGCGAGAUCAAAAAUGGUUACAAGGUCUUCUGGAAGGAUUUACCUUAUCUAGCAGAUUGUCUGUUUGAGAAUUGGCAUGAUCCGUUAUCCUCGUCCAGGCAUCUAACCCAAAGAAAUAUCACUGAAUGGCAAAACCUGAAUUCCUUUUUCGUUCGACUAACAAGUAAACAUUUUUGCCCGUGGCUUCAACUUCCCAUUUUGGAACUCAGAAACGCGCUCGAGUGCCCGCAGUCUAGAGGGGAGGUGAUGGAAUGUCGGAUUUGGGUCGCAACCGAAUGGAUUAUACGAUGCGGAGAUGUGUUGCUUCACAAACUAACGGGCGAGGAUGUUUUUGGACGCGUGGCCUUGAGUCUCACGACAGGUCCAUUAUGCAGAAACAUCCGCCCAUUAGGCGUCGAGAGAUGGGAAUUUUGGAAGACGAGGUUUCACGAGAUCCGUAAUGACUACCAGAGGCUGGACCUUAGUUUGGCGAUAUAUCUACGGAUGGGAGAUACAUUGCGUAGAAUGUCAGCUGCAGAGAGAGACAAGGCCUUUCUGGACCGUGGUUACCAGUGAGAAUUUCCUAGUUAGGAUACAAGAAGUAGGUCAGUUUUAGUC
Messenger RNA from Annulohypoxylon truncatum, 780 nucleotides. RefSeq lists its product as uncharacterized. Bases 148 to 738 code for a protein of 196 amino acids. The transcript has 3 exons. The record is from RefSeq and is a predicted model, not a curated record. NCBI's taxonomy places the organism in Eukaryota, Fungi, Ascomycota, Sordariomycetes, Xylariales, Hypoxylaceae.